AUUAGAUUAGUUUGCAGCCCUGGUCGAAAGAAUGGCGGUCUACGCGGUGUGGAGGAGGAAGAAGAAGAAGAAAAUAGAAAGGAGGAAUAUAUAAAUGCAAUUAAAUCGAGGAUCGCCAUGGCGUGACCCUCUUCCCUUCUCCAUCGCUUCUUCACCUUCCGCUUUCCUCUUCGGUGCCGUUUUGUUACCGGAAGAAAUAGCGGGGAUGGUUUUCCGUCGGCGGCCGAUGCGGAUUCCGCAGUUGAUCCUCCUUCUCCUCGUUGCCUCCGCUGCCGUGGUGUUUGCCGCGCAACAUCCGGCCGAAGCGUUCAAGGCAGGCCUGAGGCUGGAGAGAACGCUGCCGACGAAGGGCGUCCACCUGGAUCAUCUACGAGCCCGCGACCGCUCCCGCCAUGGUCGGUCCUUGCUCGGCACGUCCGGCGUCGUGGAUUUCCCCGUCGAGGGCUCCGCCAAUCCCUUCACCGUUGGGCUUUAUUACACUCGCGUGAGACUGGGGAACCCAGCUAAAGACUAUUAUGUUCAGAUCGAUACAGGGAGCGAUGCCUUGUGGGUGGUAUGCAGUCCUUGCGAUGGUUGCCCAAGUUCUAGUGAGUUGAAUAUCCAACUGAACUUUUAUGAACCGGACAAGUCAUCCACAUCUACAGUCCUUACUUGUUCUGACGAUCGUUGUAACUCUGCUCUCCAAAUUGGAGAGGCCAUGUGUCCUUCUGCCUCUUCAAGUGAUGCCUGCAGUUACUCCUUCAAGUACGGUGAUGGGAGUGGAACUGCUGGUUAUUAUGUAUAUGAUACUAUCUACUUUGAUACAAUUACAGGAAAUCAACAGCCAUUGAAUUCUUCAGCUCAAAUUGUUUUCGGAUGUAGCAGCUCACAAUCAGGGGAUUUGACAAAGUCAGACAAGGCAGUUGGUGGGAUUUUUGGGUUUGGACAGAACGGAUUAUCUGUCAUUUCACAACUGUCUGCUACAGGUGUUGUACCUUCAGUUUUUUCUCACUGCUUGAGGGGUUCAGAAAGUGGUGGAGGUAUAUUGGUUCUUGGGGAGAUUGUGGAACCGGGUAUUGUCUACACCCCGCUUGUGCCCUCCCAGCCUCAUUACAAUGUAAACUUAGAGAGCAUUGCUGUCAACGGCCAUACGUUAUCCAUUGACUCAUCAGUGUUCACCACAACAAACACCCAAGGAACCAUUGUCGACUCUGGUACCACAUUGGCUUACCUUGCUGAACAAGCUUAUGAGCCUUUUGUUAAUGCGAUAGUGGCUUCUGUUUCAUCAUCGGUGCGUUCAGUCCCUGCUCCUGGUGGAAAUGAGUGUUUUGUGACUUCCAGCAGUCUUGAUGAAUCAUUCCCUUCUGUCACACUGAACUUCAAGGGCGGUGCUUCCCUGUCACUAAAUCCUGAGGACUAUCUAUUACAGCAGGGUGCUAUUGAUAAUACAAUCAUAUGGUGUAUAGGCUUUCAAAACAACCAAGGUUCAGGAAUAACCAUUCUAGGAGACCUUGUCCUGAAGGAUAAGAUAGUUGUUUAUGAUUUAGCUAAUCAGCGCAUCGGCUGGAGGAGUUACGAUUGUUCUCAGUCUGUCAAUGUUAGCACAUCGCCUAGCAGGAACCAGUUCCUAAACACUGGACAAUUCAGCAUUAAUGGAGCAUCGCACAUCAUUUACCACAAACUGCUAUGGACUGCCACGGGAUUUUUGUUCUUGUUUCUGUUCUUUAUGUGAGCAGCUCACCAAGACAGCAGACCACACACAGAUGACAGAUAGAAUUACCUUCAUUCUCUUUAAACGCUAUUUGAUCUGUAUACAGAUGGUAUAGAUUGAUUCUUUUACUGAUGUUCUUAGAUGGAUAUUGCUGCCAUUUCUGUGUAAAUUUGAUUGUAAAGUGUAUCUGUCACGAGUUUAUACACGUUCAGAUGUU
Zingiber officinale is the source of this 1907-nucleotide messenger RNA. RefSeq names its product aspartic proteinase 36-like. The coding region runs from base 95 to 1711 and encodes 538 amino acids. Gene Ontology annotation, biological process: proteolysis. Lineage: Eukaryota; Viridiplantae; Streptophyta; Magnoliopsida; Zingiberales; Zingiberaceae. Gene Ontology annotation, molecular function: aspartic-type endopeptidase activity. The record is from RefSeq and is a predicted model, not a curated record. The transcript is spliced from 10 exons.